Solanum verrucosum is the source of this 3321-nucleotide messenger RNA. RefSeq lists its product as uncharacterized. Gene Ontology annotation, biological process: signal transduction. The record is from RefSeq and is a predicted model, not a curated record. Gene Ontology annotation, molecular function: ADP binding. NCBI's taxonomy places the organism in Eukaryota, Viridiplantae, Streptophyta, Magnoliopsida, Solanales, Solanaceae. The transcript has 4 exons.
UGAAAAUACUUCCCCUGUAUAUGAGACCCUUCACCCAUGGCAAAUUUGUAUUCACCAUGUUAUGAUGUUUUCUUGAAUUUUAGGGGAAAAGAUGUACGCAGAACUUUUUUAGAUCAUCUCUAUAAAGCAUUAUGUGAUGUUGGAAUUAAUGUGUUUAGAGAUGAUGAUGAACUUCCAAGAGGCGAGGACAUUUCAGGGAGUUUACUUGAAGCAAUUGAAGAGUCAAAUAUUUCUCUUGUUGUUUUCUCCAAAAAUUAUGCAUCAUCUAAAUGGUGUCUUAAUGAGCUGGUCAAAAUUCUUGAAUGUAAAGAAAAACUUGGACAGCUCAUUAUUCCUAUUUUUUAUGAUGUUGAUCCUUCUGAAGUACGCCGUCAAACUGGUUUAAUUGGAGAUUCCCUUGCCAAACAUGAAUCCAAUUCAAGUCCAGAACAGUUGAGGAAGUGGAGAGCUGCUCUUACUGCAGUUGCAAGUUUAGGCGGAUUCCAUCUUCAAAAUCAUUUUAACGGUAGUGAAGUCAAGUUCAUUGAGAUGAUUAUCCAGGAGGUAGAGGGUAAAUUAAACAAAAAAUAUAUGGACAUUGCAAGGCAUCCAGUAGGAAUUAAUUCUCGUGUUAGUGAACUAAUAAAUAAGUUGUCAUGGACGGUGUCAAGUGAUGUCAUGUAUGUUGGAAUCUGGGGCAUGGGAGGGGUUGGUAAAACUACCUUAGCAAAAGCCAUCUUCAACCAAAUUUCUCCAAAUUUUGAUGGUAGCUCCUUUCUUCAUGUUGGAUCGCAAGUUUCAAGGGGGGGUAGCGGUUUGGUUGCUUUGCAAGAAAAGCUUCUCAAGGAUACUCUCAGGAAAAGAAUUGAAGUCAGUUGUGUCGACCAUGGAAUUGAAUUGAUUAAACAAAGGCUUCAAUCAAAAAGAGUUCUCAUCAUCCUUGAUGACGUUGCUGAUGUUGAAGAAAUAUACUCAUUAGUGGGAGGGAAGCAUUGGUUUGGUCCUGGCAGUAGAAUUAUCAUUACCACGAGGGACCAACACUUGCUGAAAUGUUCCACAUGUGAUGUAAAAUAUGAGGUCAAGUGUAUGACCGAAAGUGAAAGUCUACAGCUUUUCUGUUGGCAUGCUUUCAAGAAUCCCCUCCCUCCAGAAGACUUUGUGGAGAUCUCUGAAAGUCUGGUAACAUAUGCACAAGGGCUUCCAUUAGCACUUGAAGUUUUGGGAUCCUCUUUAUAUACAAGGAGCAUGGUAGAGUGGAAAAGUUCCAUUGAGAGAUUAAAGCAAAUCCCUCACAAUUCAAUUGUAGAGAGAAUAAGCUAUGAUGGUCUCCCUGAUCAUACAACUAAGGAAAUAUUCCUUGAUAUCGCAUGUUUCUUUGAAGGAUGCGACAAGGAAGAUGUUUCUAAAAUCCUCAGCAGUUGCGGUUUCUUCCCUGAAAUUGGAAUUAAUGUCUUGAUCGAGAAGAGUUUAGUAACAAUAAAUGAAUCCAAUCAACUGAGUUUGCAUAAUCUGAUUAGAGAUAUGGGAAGAGAAAUUGUUCGUAGAGAAUCCAAAUAUCCAGGUGAACGUAGCAGAUUGUGGGAUCCUGAUGAUAUUCGUGAUUUGCUUACUGGACAUAAGGUAAUGGUUCAUUCUACUUUGAAGCCUGACCUAUAUUUUCCCAAGAUUAGAAAACAAGAUGCGGGUCCCAAUCCAUAUAGAGUAAUUUUUGCUUCUUUUUUAGUCUCUUCCUCAAGGAAUUAUAUCAAGGAUGAGGAAGGCAAAGUAUUGGUGGAAGAGACCUCCAUCAAGCAAAGAUGGCAAAGAUACUUUCACAAACUUUUGACUGAAGGAGGGGAUGGAGAUUUUGUGUUGGGUGAGUUGGCGCACUCUGAAAGACUUCGGAACUUUGGGUACUGUAGGUGUUUUAGGAUCGAGGAGGUUAUAAGUGCUAUUAGUAGGAUGAGCAGGGGAAGAGCGACCGGACCCGAUGAGAUUCCGGUGGAAUUUUGGAAGAGCACGGACAAGGCAGGUAUAGAGUGGUUAACUGGGCUGUUUAAUGUUAUUUUUAAGACGGCAAAGAUGCCUGAUGAAUGGAGGUGGAGUACAAUGGUUCCGUUGUAUAAAAACAAGGGUGAUAUCCAAAACUAUAACAACUACAGGGGUAUCAAACUGCUAAGCCAUACUAUGAAGAUUUGGGAAAGAGUGGUGGAGAUGAGGGUGAGAAGAGGGGUGUCCAUCUCUGAGAAUCAGUUUGGAUUCAUGCCGGGACGAUCGACUACCGAAGCCAUUCAUCUUAUGUGAAGACUGGUAGAAAAAUAUAGAGAAAGGAAGAGAGACCUACAUAUGGUAUUCAUUGACCUUGAAAAGGCCUAUGACAAAGUACCGAGGAAUGUCCUCUGGAGGUGCUUGGAGGCUAAAGGUGUCCCAAUGAUUUAUAUUAGGGCGAUAAAGGACAUGUACGGUGGAGCCAAGACUCGGGUUAGAACGGUUGGAGGAGACUCGGAACAUUUCCCAGUUGAGAUGGGGCUGCAUCAGGGAUCAGUCCUUAGCCCUUUUCUAUUUGUUGUGGUGAUGGAUGAGUUGACGCGGUCUAUUCAGGAGAAGGUCCCAUGGUGUAUGUUAUUUGCGGAUGACAUAGUACUGAUUGAUGAGAUGCGGGACAGAGUUAAUGCGAGGCUGGAGGUGUGGAGACAAACGCUGGAGUCCAAAGGGUUCAGGUUGAGUAGGACCAAAACUGAAUAUUUGGGAUGCAAAUUCAGUGAUGCGGUGGAUGAGGCAGAUGGGGAAGUGAGACUUGACACACAGAUUAUUCCUAAGAAAGAAAGUUUUAAGUAUCUUGGGGCUGUAAUCCAAGGAAGUGGUGACAUAGAUGAUGAUGUCACACAUCGCAUUGGGGCGGCUUGGAUGAAAUGGAGGCUUGCCUCUGGAGUCUUGUGUGAUAAGAAAGUUCCACCGAAACUUAAAGGUAAGUUCUACAGAGUGGUAGUUAGACCGGCCUUGUUGUAUGGAGCGGAGUGUUGGCCAGCCAAGAACUCACAUGUUCAAAAACUGCAUGUUGCGGAGAUGAGGAUGUUGAGAUGGAUGUGUAGGCACACUAGGAGCGAUAAGAUUAGGAAUGAGGCUAUCCGAGAGAAGGUGGGAGUGGCCUCUGUGGUGGACAAGCUGAGGGAAGCGAGACUGAGAUGGUUUGGGCAUGUGAAGAGACGGUGCAUAGACGCCCCAGUGAGGAGGUGCGAGGGGCUGGUUGUAGAGGGUACGCGGAGGGGUAGAGGUAGGCCUAAGAAGUAUUGGGGAGAGGUGAUUAGACAUGACUUGCCAUAUGUCGUUUACUGCGUUUCACCUCUCACAGUAUUUUCUUGA